Volvox carteri f. nagariensis is the source of this 210-nucleotide messenger RNA. RefSeq lists its product as uncharacterized. The record is from RefSeq and is a predicted model, not a curated record. Lineage: Eukaryota; Viridiplantae; Chlorophyta; Chlorophyceae; Chlamydomonadales; Volvocaceae. The annotation marks the transcript as partial. The transcript has a single exon.
UCACCCGCAUCACGGACGUCACCUGCACCACGGACAUCACCCGCACCACGGACAUCACCCGCACCACGGACGGCACCCGCACCAUGGACGCCACCCGCAUCACGGACGUCACCUGCACCAUGGACGUCACCCGCACCACGGACAUCACCCGCACCACGGAUGUCACCCGCACCACGGACGUCACUGGCACCACGGAUGUCACCCACACCA